Messenger RNA from Exophiala bonariae, 972 nucleotides. RefSeq lists its product as uncharacterized. Gene Ontology annotation, biological process: shikimate metabolic process; chorismate biosynthetic process. Gene Ontology annotation, molecular function: shikimate 3-dehydrogenase (NADP+) activity. The coding region runs from base 1 to 972 and encodes 323 amino acids. Lineage: Eukaryota; Fungi; Ascomycota; Eurotiomycetes; Chaetothyriales; Herpotrichiellaceae. The record is from RefSeq and is a predicted model, not a curated record. The transcript has a single exon.
AUGGAGGCGAUAAGGAUCGGAAUGCAUUUCAGCACAAGACCACGCGAGCUAUAUCUCAUUGGGAUUGGCACGGGCCAUUCAGUUGCACCCGCAAUGCACAAUUAUAUCGCGAAAUCCCUUCAGCUUCCCUGGACCUUCCGUACCAAAGAGUGCUCCACGAUCGAAGAAUGUAUGAACCUUUUGCGAUCAGAUAUUUGUGCUGGGGCUUCUGUUACUAUGCCCUAUAAAGGCGAGAUCUUAGGAGAACUCAACGAGGUGGAUGAACUUGCAAGAACUCUGGCAGCAUGUAAUACGGUGUGUGUAUACCAUACUACGACAGGUCGCAAACUUAUGGGCACCAAUGUCGAUUGGUGUGGCAUUUCCGGAUCUCUUUUAGAGGCUUCCAUCAAACAGCCCUUACCGUCUCGCAAAACUGCACUUGUCAUCGGUGCUGGCGGUGCCGCGCGAGCCGCACUCUAUGCACUUUCAUCGCAACUAGGCUGUCAUCAUGUAUACAUUUUGAAUAGAGAUGAGAAUGAGGUGCUGGGUCUCAAGCGAGAUGUCGACAAGCAUUAUGACUCUCCGCCUCAUAUCACACAUGUCAGAUCCAUAAAAGAUGCUCAAGCACUGCUGACACCCGCCUAUAUCAUCGGUACUGUACCGGACUCCGAGCCGGUCACGGCAGAGGAGAAAUUAUUGAAAAUUCUACUUACGGAAUUCCUUGGGCGAUCAGAGAAAGGAGUUCUACUUGAUAUGUGUUAUAAACCCAGGCGAACAAGGCAUAUCAUACUGGGCCAAUCAUACAAAUGGCGGACAGUUGAAGGCACCCAUGUCAUUGGCCAUCAGGCGGAGCGCCAGUGGAGAGCAUGGGUAGGAGAUGAUGGUCUUCAAAUACCCGACAAGCAAGGAAUGUGGAAAUGUUUGCAGCAAGCUGCUAACGAAAGCAUGAUUGUCAAUCCAAGGCCCGAUAGAGGAGGCAUCUCGGUCAUCUAG